AUGCGUGCUACCCUCGCUCUUACCGCCCUUUUGGGCCUGUCAAAUGCCGCUGCCAUUGAGCCUCGCCAAUCUCGUGAGACCAAGCUCUACAAGAUCGAGCUCGGACCUGAUGACGUCCGCACUGUCACCGAAGCGGAGAAGUGGGCAUUGAGAGCUGAAGGCAAGCACUUCAUCGACGUGACUGACCUUGACGAAGUCGGUUUCAGUCUUCAGUUCCUCGCCAGCUUCCCUAGCGCUGUCGCUCAGUCCUCUGCCGUCAAGGCUUUGUUGCCUAAGCUGAGCCAGGCUAACCUUCGCACCACUCUGACGACCUUCUCCAACUUUUACAACAGAUACUACACAUCUGCCUAUGGAGAACAGUCCGCCGAUUGGUUGUUCCAGCAGGUUGAGUCCAUCAUCUCUGCCAGUGGAGCCAAGGGUGUCAAGGUUGCCAAGUUCAAACACACUUGGCGUCAGCCCAGUAUCAUCGCUACUAUCCCCGGAAAGAGCGAUUCUACUAUCGUUGUUGGUGCUCACCAAGACUCCGUCAACACUCGCAGCCCUUCUGCUGGUCGCGCUCCCGGUGCUGAUGACGAUGGAUCUGGAACUGUCACUAUUCUCGAGGCCUUCCGUGUCCUCUUGAGCGACUCGCGUGUUGCAUCUGGUCAAGCCCCCAACACUAUCGAGUUCCACUGGUACUCGGGUGAAGAGGCCGGUCUUCUCGGCAGUGGCGCCAUCUUCAACCAGUACAAGCGUGAGGGUCGUCCCGUCAAGGCCAUGCUCAACCAGGACAUGACUGGUUACGUCAAGCCUGGUACCAAGGCCGUUGCCGGUGUCAUCACUGAUAACGUUGAUGCUGGUCUGAGCGCCUUCCUCAAGAAGGUCAUCGUUGCUUACUCUUCUCUUCCUGCUGUCGACUCCAAGUGUGGUUACGGAUGCUCCGAUCACGCUUCUGCUACACGAGCCGGUUACCCUGCAGCUCUUGCUUUUGAGUCUACCUUUGAGAACAGCAGCCCUUACAUACACUCUGACAAGGACACCAUUGACACUGUUAACUUCAGCCACAUGCUCGAGUUUUCCAAGAUUGUCACUGGAUUUGCCUACGAGCUUGGAUUUGCCACAAACCUGUAG
This is a messenger RNA of Fusarium pseudograminearum CS3096, 1110 nucleotides long. RefSeq lists its product as uncharacterized. Gene Ontology annotation, biological process: proteolysis. The transcript has 4 exons. The record is from RefSeq and is a predicted model, not a curated record. The coding region runs from base 1 to 1110 and encodes 369 amino acids. Gene Ontology annotation, molecular function: metalloexopeptidase activity. Lineage: Eukaryota; Fungi; Ascomycota; Sordariomycetes; Hypocreales; Nectriaceae.